Messenger RNA from Ooceraea biroi (clonal raider ant), 2754 nucleotides. RefSeq lists its product as uncharacterized. Lineage: Eukaryota; Metazoa; Arthropoda; Insecta; Hymenoptera; Formicidae. The record is from RefSeq and is a predicted model, not a curated record.
GCGCACUGACGACGGCGUUCCGUCGCCGGCGCCGACGUCGUUUCGCGAGGAAAUUGAUUCUGCGCGGAAACGCAACGGGGGGUUCCAGCGGCGGUGGCGGUGGCGGCGGCGGCGGAGCCAGCCGUGCACCAUCAGAGAGAAGCCGGGCUCGGCGGAUCGCGCACACCCCUCCGGAUAUUCGCGCGGAUAGUCCUCAUUUCGUACGGAUCCGCGCUCGCACACGGGCAGCGUCCGCUCAGUCGACGACCCCGAUCGCUGAUGUAUUAUGUAAGGGGAAUGUUGCCAUCGUCGCCAUCCUUAUUCUCCUUCUUCGCUGCGUUACACGCGUCCCGUGCUGGCUGCUGCUGCCGUCGUUAAAGAACAACUGCCACAGAGGAGCAAAAGGGAGAGAAGGAGCGAGAGGGAAAGAGAGCGACGGAGAGGUGCCUCUCCGACAUGCGAAGAGACGCGUCCGACGCGACGACGACGAACGACGAGCGCGAAACGACGCAGACGACGACAACAACCCCACUGUGACGCGUCGGCGACGAGCGACAGGAGCAGCACUCAUGGAACUGAAAAUUCUACUGUGGAUUCACGUCGUGGGAAUUUGCACGGGUCUGCGGGAGGUGCGCAUUCACAUACCGACGGCCGUGAAGAAGGGCGACUCGGCGACGUUGAGCUGCUGGUAUGACACCGAGGGGGACCAGCUGUACGCCGUCAAAUGGUACAAAGCGGGUCGAGAGUUUUAUCGCUACACCCCGAACGACAACCCGGCCGCCAAGAUUUUCCCCAUCGAGAACCUGACGGUGAAGAAAACCGAGAGCAACGCGACGCAGGUCGUGCUGACGAAGUUGGAAUUGGAGGCGGCGGGCGUGUACAGCUGCGAGGUGUCAGCCGACGCGCCUUCCUUCCACACGGCGAUAGUUUCCGCGGCGAUGGACGUCGUCGAACUGCCAUCCCAGAUGCCGUCGAUACAGGGGCUAAAGAGGAAAUACCGCAUCGGGGAUCCGCUGCGUUUGAACUGCACAUCCGGCCGGAGUAAGCCCGCCGCGAAUCUCACUUGGUACAUCAACGAUGGACAGCCGCGCAAGGAGUACGUCCGCGCGUACAGUCCGCUCGACACCAAUGAGUCCGAGUGGCAGAUCUCGCAGAUCGGGCUGCAGUUCACAGUCACCUACGAACACUUCAUGAGCGGCAAGCUCAAGAUACGCUGCAGCGCGUCGAUAUACGACGUCUACUGGCAGAGCACGGAAGUCAGCGCAGAAGAGGACCGACCGCGCGUCGACCACUAUGAGCCGCCGGCCGCGACCAUCGUGGGCAUCAACUACCUGCAGCCACCGCCGAACUUCCAGACGGGUCAGAAGAAACCCGACGGCCAGGUCGGGGUGAAAGUGCUGGGGUCCUCCACGGUGAGCCUACGGCCGUCGAAGAGGCUCGUUUCGGAAUUGCUUGCGCUUCUUCUAAUCGCCAUACGUUAAAAGCAUCGUGCAUCGUUCGAGAAACGCGCUUUGGAACACUUAUGCGUACGUCGGUGUGCUUGUGAGAGAAGACGGAGGUGGUGAAGCAGAAGGAGGAGGGAGACGCGAAGGAAAGGGUUCGAGAGGCGCUUUGACGGUGACAUUUCCUCUGUGGGGAUCGCCUCGGAUCGCCGCGACACCAGCAGCAAUACGAACAACCGGAGAGAACACAAGACCUCCUUCGGUCCCAUGUCAAGGCACGUUGUGACCUGAAAGGCUGGCGGCUCUUGAUAGCGAAGGGGCGCGACUGGGCACGGAAGAGGGUACAGGCCGAAGAAUGGGUAUACACGGGGGUGCUCCCGCGGGACGACGCUAUCUUCGACGCUCGACUCAUCCAACGAUCAACGAAUGUGCAGAAAGCACUGCAGCGACGACGUGGAGAAGGGACAUGGCUGGAUACGCGCGAUAUAUGUACACAUACAUAUAUAUAUAUAUAUUAUAUAUAUAUAUAUAUAUAUAUAUAUUCAGGAGAUAUUUUAUUAUUAUUAGACCAUGUACUUGCUUCCUUCCAGCGGGAUAAUGUGUUUGCAAUGUGUAGGUAUAUAUGUGUAUACAUAUAUACAUAUAUAAAUAUAUGAAUAUAUAAAUAUAAAUAUAUAUAAAUAUAUAUAUUUAUUUAUUUAUAUAUUUAUAUAUAGCGUACGUUUUGUCGCAUCGUAUGGGAAGAUAGUUUUUUUUUCGUACUUUUAUAACUCAGGAGACUAUAACGUAGCAUGAAUGUACGUGCGUAUUCCUCGACAUAUACACACAGCACAGACGCGCGAGAGCAGGUGCAAAUACAGGUACACGACACGGCGCGAGUAAAUACGCAUGCAUGUACGCGAUUAAAGGCGACGAAUGCAUAAAAUUGCUCGACGUUUAUAUGCGUUACACACAUACACACAGGCACACAUACAUCUACAGGCAUCUAUACACCGUCACACACUUUCUCUCUGUAUGAAUAAAUGAUAAGUAAAAGUGUUCGAAAAUAUUGCGCCCCGCCUAAGUAUUUUACAGUGUGCGAGAUGAUGUACCUGAAUCGAAUAUUCGCGCGGACUUCUCCUGUGUUGCUACUUAGGGUCUAUAUACUUAAUAAGCGAAACAAAGAUGUGCUAAUUAUUACAUAAUAACGACGGCAACGCAAGAACAACAACACAAUCUUGUGUAUCGCGUCGAUCAUUCCAUUUAUUAAAGCAUACUUGGUUUAUAUUUAACGAGGCUGAUUUAAUUGAUGUACAGUACGACUUAUGGAGUUGAUUAUAAAUUCAUUUCAUUC